AGGGGCUCCAGAUUUUCCUUCCUCUCCGACCUCCUCUCGUUUCCUCUUCCGAUUUCACCUCCUUCCUCUUGAUAUCGCCUCUCUCUUCCGAUCUCCCUCUCCCUUGGAUCCUCAAUCUUUCAUCUCCAAUUCUAUUCCAGAACCACCACUAGAUCUCCGCAACGACGAUCUGGUUUCAGCUCCAGAACUCAACGGCAGAUUCCAGAUGUUCUCUGAUUUUCCGAGUUCGAUUCCAGUCACGUUUCUGCAGUUCCUGCCUGGAUCUCAGAGGUACCGGCACCCCUCCGUUACUAUCCAGAUUCCAGUGUCUUUUCCAGCUCUGUGCUUAGGGAACAGAGGGCUAGGUGAAGCCCGCCGGAUUCGUCCGCUGUGCUGCCCCUCUUCUGUUUUUUCGUGGAGUUAUAAUGUUGAAGACGAGAUUUCUGUUGAUUUGUGAUGUUUUCCAUCUCUAUUUCUGUUUUACGAAUUUGUUUGCACUUUCUGUGAAUUGAAUUGGCUUUUGAAAACCUGUUGCAUUCCGAAAUUUUUGAUAGCAUCUUGAAAUUGCAGUAUUAUUUUCAUAUCACUGUUUAGUUCAUUAUUCGCUGCAUAUUUGGAUUUGUACAUGUCUUCAUCUCAUUAUUACUCAGAUCAUCCGUGUAAUUUUCAUGACUUCGUAAAUUGUUAAUAAAUACUGUGCUUACUA
Molecule: messenger RNA, 685 nt
Organism: Rubroshorea leprosula
Lineage: Eukaryota; Viridiplantae; Streptophyta; Magnoliopsida; Malvales; Dipterocarpaceae
Source: the annotation of a GenBank genome assembly